This is a messenger RNA of Acytostelium subglobosum LB1, 3174 nucleotides long. RefSeq lists its product as hypothetical. The transcript has 2 exons. Lineage: Eukaryota; Evosea; Eumycetozoa; Acytosteliales; Acytosteliaceae. Bases 1 to 3174 code for a protein of 1057 amino acids. Gene Ontology annotation, molecular function: protein binding. Gene Ontology annotation, biological process: signal transduction. The record is from RefSeq and is a predicted model, not a curated record.
AUGUCAAGUCCACAAAAGAAGAUUAUUAAGGUCUAUGACAAAGAUGGACAAUACAAGACAAUGAUUGUUGAACAAAAGACAACUUCUGGCGAAGUGUGCGAGAAGCUUGGAAAGAAGUUAUUCAUGAAGACUGGCGACAUGCCCCUAUUCAACUUAUAUGUCUUUGAAGGUGGAGUUAAACAGGCAUUAAAGAUGACAGACUUCCCAUUCGAUGUUAUAUCAAGAUUGGAGAGGAAGGAGUAUAAGUUCUACUUCCUUAAUGUACAGGGCGAGUUUAUGAGCUUCCAGGAACAGGUCGCAAACUCAAUGACAGCCCAGGCAACUCAAAAGCCAAGUGCUGUGACAAACAGUGCCACCUCACCAUCAUAUACAUCGGGUGGCGCACAGGGCCAGGGCAGCAGUCCCUCAUCACCAUUGUCCUCACCACCAAUGGCCUCGAUCAAACCAAGCGCAGGAAUGAGUGGAUACUUGAUGCGAAAGAAGGCCGGCAAGUUCUUCAAGACAUGGGUCGUGGCCAAGAACCGCAAUCUCACCUUCCACUCGUCCGAGGAGUCAGCCGCCGCUGGCGACCAAGAGCCACUGAUGGAUCUGUCGCUUGAGAACGCUGUGAUCGAGCUCAAGUCCAGUGAUCAGGGUCCAUACAUCCUCGUCACACUUGCCAACUCUGAGCGCCACACACUCAUGUCCGAGAACCAGGGUGACCUGCAGGCCUGGGCAACCGAGCUGGCCGCAACCAGCGCCUAUUCCACAUCACAGGCCACCAAGAUCGCCUCACCCACCAUGGCCUUCAUCCCCACAUCCAAGGACCUGGGCAUCAAGCUUGUGCAAAAGAUGGAGAACAUCGAGACACAGUCCGCCACGCUGAUCAAAUGGACCGAAUAUCUGGUUGGUCGCCGCACUGGUAUCCAACAUGGCGACGACAUUGGCACGUGCUACAGCGAUGGAAGUAUUCUGGCCAACGUGAUCGACGCGCUGUUCAACAAGAAGAUCAAGUACCGUCGCGGCAAGUCCGUCUACGAGAUGCAGUACAACAUAGACGGCGUGCUCGACACGCUCAAGUCACUCGGUGCCGACUUUGGCAAGCUAAUUGCCUCGGAUAUUGUCGAGUGCAAGGUCAACAGAGUGGUCGUCCGACUGAUAUGGUCGAUCUUUGUGGCGUUCGUGGCCAAUGGCGAGAAGGAGUACGUGGCCAAGGACCGUCUUAUUGGCUGGUGCGGCAGACGCGUCCAAGAGACCAACCGUUCAAUCAUCGUUGAUGGUCCAUCUGCCCUGCAGAACCCCCUGGUAUUCGCUGCGCUCCUCAACAUCAGCAACGCAGGCCAGUUGAUCAAUAUGGACGAGUUGGCGAGGCGGUCGCGAGUCGAGCAGUCACAGGAAGUGUUGGACAAGGCUCACGACCACUUUGGAAUUCCAAAGUUGUUCAGCGCUUCACAGUGGCAGCAGGAUGGCGACGACAAGUCCUUCCUGAUCUACUUGUCAUUCUUCUACUACAAGUUGUCGGGCGAGGCACGUGACAAGGCCGAGCUGAUUGAGACCUGUCGCGAGGCCAAGAAUGCUUUGGAGCCAGAGACCAUCGUGUCGUCCAGGGAGAGGCAGUUGAAGUCCAUGCGUGUUGAGCAACAGAAUAACCCCGCUGUUGCCGCUGCCCCCGCUGCGUCCAUCAACAAGCCACUUGCUGUGGCCACAUCCGCGCCCACAAACACUAUAGUCAAGCCAUCGGCAAUCAAGCAGGCAGCCAAGAUGGCGCCAAAGCCACAGGCAAACACACAGCCCAAACAAGAGGUCAAGGUACAAGCCCCUGUACAGACCCCUGUCCAGGUCAUGGUACAAGCUCCACCUGUUGUUGUACAGGCACCUGUGCAAGUCGAAGUAGUUGAGCCACCUCAACCACAAGUUGUUGUCGAGGACCUGGCUGCCCUGGAGAAGGCUGCCAAGAGGAAGGAGGCAGAGGAGCGUGCAGAGGCCUUGGCCAAGCAGAUGGAGCUCGAAAUGCUCCAGUUUGAGAAUGAGGACUCAGAGAUUGAGGAGAGGAUGAGGCAGCAGGAGGAGCUUGACGAGCAGAUGAGACAGCAACAGAUCCAGCAGCAGCAGCAGGAGCAAGAGUACCAACAUCAAAUGCAACUGCAACAGCAACAGAUGCUGCAACAGCAGCAACAGCAGGAUUACCAGCAGCAACAGGCACUGGAGGAGAUGGAGAGAUUACAGCGCGAGGAGUUCGAAAGGGAGCAGGAGGCUCUGAGUCUUCAAUCACAGAUCGAAGAGCAGGAUGCAGAGAGCCAGAGAUUGUUGGAGCAAUGGGAGAAUCAGAGACGACUGGAGGACCAAGCCGAGCAGCAGCGCAGACAUGAGCAAGAGAUGGAGAGACAGCAAGAGCUGCAUCAUCUCUCGACACAGUCCUCAAUCGGUGACGAGCUGGACAAGAUACUCCGAGCCGAACAGGCACAGCAAGAGAUCGAGAACGAGCAGCAACAUCAUCAGACACAUCGUGUAGACUCAGUGGACGAGCCAACCGUUAAUCAGGCCACCAACUCACUUAUGGACAUGUUUGAUCAGAUCCAGAACGACUUGGCCAGCAUUAAUAUGUCACCGGCCAUUGAAGAGGACCAUCAUAAGCCAGCCGCCUCCAACUCAAGAUCAGCGUCACCAACUCCAGUGGACAGCUCACGAUCCUCUAUCAGCCACGAUGAUGGACACAUGGAGGACAACUACAGUGAGCCUGAUAUGAGUCCAAGGCCAAGCGAGGCCCCAUCACAGCAGGAGCAGCAUCAACAGCAGCAACAGCAGUCACAACAGCAGCAACAACAACAAGACUCUGAUGAGGAGACACAAUCACAAUCACAAUCACAAUCAGCAUCACCAUCACUCUCACAGUCACAACAGCAACAACAACCACCCGAGCAAGAGAAUCGUGGAAGAGUUGUUGUGAGGAUAUGUUUGGAAGGCUUUGGUGAUGUCCUGUUCUGCUCGUUCGCCGUUGGCUAUGACACUCUUUGCGGCACCGUACGCCAGAUGGUUGUCAAGAAGAUGAAGGUGCGACCAGACGUUGAACAGAACUACCUUCUGUUCAUCGUGCGCGAUGGAUUGGAGCGUGUGUUGGAGGACGAGGAGGUGCUGCUGGAGGCCGAAGACCGUGUCGAUCGCUUCGUCUUCAAGUUGUCCGAAGAGCACAGAUAA